Dalotia coriaria is the source of this 3037-nucleotide messenger RNA. RefSeq names its product coiled-coil domain-containing protein 170. The record is from RefSeq and is a predicted model, not a curated record. Lineage: Eukaryota; Metazoa; Arthropoda; Insecta; Coleoptera; Staphylinidae. The transcript has 9 exons. Bases 255 to 2567 code for a protein of 770 amino acids.
GUGUUUCGUGCACUAUGUGCACCGGUGAAAACCCGCAUGGAAAUGUGCCAUUGCGUUCGUUCAGGCAAAAUAUCGAUUAUACAAAUUUGCUCUUGGUAAACAUUUCACCGAAAACACGACUUUUCCCUGCGUUGUCAGAGGUUCAGUGCAAAGUGCACGUCGUAUUCUUACCUAGCCACUAGUUAGUUAAAGUUUUCUUGUCCUUCAAGGCACAUUUAGUGCUAUUAUUUGAAUGGAAAGACAACAAGCGCGCAAUGGCCGUCCCACCGUCGGAAGCAUCGGGAAAUACUGACGACGACUGGAAAAUCUUCGAAGUGUUAAACCAACCAGUCAACAUCGAGAUGGAAACAGGUGACGUCGACGUGACAACGUCCCUUCGCGCUGAAGUGGCCGCGCUGCAAUUCAAACGCGAUCGUCUCUCUGAAGAACUUAACGAUUCAAAAACACAAAUGAGAAUAAGAGAACAGCGAUGUAUCGACUUGCAAGCCGAAGCGGACAAUCUGCGGGAACAAGCAGCAAGGCAACACGCCGUUAUCGCGUCGUUCAAACAAAGAAUAACCGAAUUAGAAGAACGCGAACGAAGCAACUAUGCCACCCAAGGGAGGAACGAGAUUGCCAUGCAAAGUUUACAUCGAGAUGCAAGAUACGCCGAGGAAAGAGUCAAAGAAUUAGAGAAAAAGUUAAGGACUACCGAGAAUCAACUAUGUAGUGAAGAACAAAAGAAAGAAAAUGCACGUCAGGGGUUAAAUGAUCUUGUAAGACGUUUGGCGGUUGCCCUAGGGGUGGAUUUUUGUGAUGCUAGCCAUGUUUCCACAGAGAGUUUAAUACACAAAGCGGCAGAAUUAGUUCAGGAAACAAGUCGGUUAAGAACAAGAACAUCUACAACUAGUGAUAAUUUAGCAUCAUUAGAAAUUGAACUACGAUCGGUAAAAGAUACCCUUGAACGAUGUUUAGUAGAUAAAGAUGCAUUGCAACGUCAAUCCGCAUCACAACUUGUUGAAAUUGAACAUUUACGCCAAGAGAAAGAAUCAACCGAGAUGCAAUUACGAGUUUCAGAAAGAGAACUUUUAGAUUGCAAGGAUAAACUUAAUUCUUCAACUAGAACUUUAGGAAAUAUUACAGGAAAUGUUGCUGCGCAGGAUUCAGAAAUAAUUCAUCUUAAAGAGGAAUUAAAGGGUCGUGAUGAUAGAGUUGCUCGUCUUCAACAUGAUUAUCGUCAUAUGUUGGAAUCCUUAUCGAUUUUAUUAAGUUCACCGUCGCGGUUUAUCGAAGGACUUGAAACAUGCAUCAAAGAUAGAAUCAGAGAGUUAAUCGCGGAUAGUAAAGAAAAAUCAGCUCAAAUUGAAUCUUUAAGAGACAAAUUAACUCAUGAGUCCCAAGCACUGACCAGACAACUCUCCCUGUGUGAUCAAGCAACAACUAAAUUACGUCUACUGGAAGAAGAGAAAGUUUUGUUGGAGUCAAGGAUCCACAAAACCGAUGUGGAAAUAAACGCAUGUGAAGCCUCUCGAGAAGGACUUAAGCGUGAUAAAAACACCUUUAUGACGUUUUUGGAGCGACUAGCGAGAGCAAUGAACAUGGAUGAAAUUUCACACGACAUUGGCGUUGAAUUGCACACAGAAUCUCUACUUUUGAGAGCGGAACAAUUAGCGCGCUCUGAAGGUGACAAACUGGUUGAUAAGCUGCUUUGCUGCAGUGGUUAUCAUGGUAACUUGCCGCGUCUUUGUCGUCAGCGUUCAUUUCACGAUUUGCGCGACACUGCGUUAGUUUACCAACUUCAAAGGAAAGUCCGAACUCUUCGAGAACAAAUCUCAAGAAAAGAGCUGCAUUUAGAUUUGUUAAGAAGAAAAUUAUCUUUGCAAGAAGAUAACGCUAAGACAAAAUGUAUACUGCAAACGGAACGUGAUGAGGCUAAUUGCCGCACUAAAAAGUUAUCGAAACAAGCGGAUCGUCUCCAAUUACAACUUUCUGAUGCGAAAGCACAAAUUCGGGAUUUAAAUGCACAGUUAGCUGAAGCAGCUGAUUAUAAAAUUACUGCAUUAGAGCGUGGAAGAAAAAUAGAAGAACUACAAAAACGUCUAAUUGAAUCCGAAUCUCUGCGAACUCGUUACAAUCGUAAGGUAACUCUACUCAAAGACCAAGUCCGAACCACAGGUGAUACCAUCGAUCAAGAACGUCACCUGAGCGACCAAUCAAUACAAUUGUUACGCGAUGAACUCGCCCGUCUCAAAGAGCAGUACUGCGAGGUGAAUCGCCGCGAAGCCCAACUCAUCAACUUCCGCGCAUCUGUUGCGAAAAUCCUCGGCAUUGUCCUCCCACUGCCCGAUUACGAAGUGAUCAAUAGACUCCAGAAGCUUGUAGAUGCACAUCAUGACUUUACGCUGGUUUCGAGGCGAUAUGACGACCCAGUGUUGCGGUUGACAGCGCGAAGUCCCACUGGUGGUAGUAGGUGUACUCGCACACCGGAUCGAAGCCGAUACGACGAUUCCGGUUAUACAGAUCCGGUGGACAUCGACGAUAUCGAUGAUGAACUGUUUGCGAAACGUCAGAGUCGAACCGGACUUUAAACGCGCCACGAAAACAAAACAGUUAUAAUGCACAGCAGUGAAAAGAAAUGGAAACUACGUUGUUGGAUGAACAGUUGAAUUGACCACGAGUCGAUCAAUCGAUCAGUGCAUAAAAAACCGGCUUGGUUACAUUAAAACCGUUACGAAGCACAUGCCAACAAGCGACUAAAUGCAGUUUCAGGAGCAAACGACGCAACAAGUCGCACUCAACUGCCAACAUGAUACUCACAUUUAUCGAUUCAUCCACAUUUAAAUUACUUGUAAUAAUCAUAGACCUAUCAAACAUCAAUCAAUUCCGAGCACUUUGAUUCAUCAAAAAUUAUUGUCUACUAAAUGUGUUCAUUAGAUACUGUUGAAAUAAAUAUGAAUGAUAGCUGAAACGUGCGUUCAAUUCCAUGAAAUUCAAGUCAACCAAAAACAGAAUACAAUGCAAUGUAAUCGGUGGAAGUGUAGGUGACGCAAAUUGAACU